Molecule: messenger RNA, 1821 nt
Organism: Encephalitozoon cuniculi GB-M1
Lineage: Eukaryota; Fungi; Microsporidia; Unikaryonidae
Exons: 1
Coding region: 1-1821 (606 amino acids)
Source: RefSeq, marked provisional
AUGUGGUUAAUAUGCAUGGCUGCUUUGUUUGAUAUGUUAUAUUGUUCGGAAGUAGAAGAAAGCAUGGAAAGAAUAUUCGAGAUGCUUCAUGGAGCUUGCGGGUUGGAAACAGAGGAAAUGAGGGGAGUGCUUAAAAGAAUGAGCGAUUUUCGUACAUAUGUGCUGUUUCCCCUUAUCCUUCAUGACGACAAGCUCGUUGUAUCACCAGAUAUGGGAUAUAAAGAUAUAGAAAAGGAAGAAAGAAUAUAUGUUGAAAAGAUUAUCAAGAAGCUUCCAAGUCUAGUGUGGCAAUCCAUGGUAUUUUUGUAUAUACCCGAGCACGAUAAUUGGAUCUUAGGUUUAAUGAACACGGUUUUUGAUACAUCUUCCUCUAGAUUCUCUGAUUCUGUCGGGAUAUACAAAAAGUCUAGAGGGAGGUCUGAGAUGAGAUUGGUGGAUUUAAUGAUGGGAAUGUUUAGAAAUAACGUCAGCAUGAUGGAAAAAUUUGGAAGGGGUCUUGCUCACAAGGCGGAGGUAAAAAUGAAGGAGAUACCAAAUGAAAUAUCCAAAGAAGAAAGGGAGAAGCAGAAAGAAGUAUUAGACAAAAUCAGAGAAUACGGAAAGAGCCUGGGCACUAGGGAAAAGCAGGAACAAAUACUCAAAGCACAGGAAAUAGUUUUUGAUACAUGUAUAUAUCUUUGGAGAAGAGAGGAAGAUAGAAUAAGCUUUGUUCUAAAAGUAUACUUGAGAAGUUUACAAUGUAAAAUGUUGGGACUGAAUAAGGGGGCAUUAGCUGACGAUGUGAAUCAGGAAGUGUCGCUGCUUCAUUCCAUAAGUCAUGAAAUACUGAUAAACACACAUAACGAAUAUGGAAUAGAAGUUACAGCAGAAUUAAUCAAACGUCUAUUCCUAGAAUAUAUGAAUAUUGACGAAGAAUAUGUUAGUAAUGUUGUAGAGGAUGUCAAGAAGAAAAAGGAAGAAGAAAGAAGGGAAGAAGAAGAAGAAAAGAAGAGAAAGGAGGAGGUGGUCCAACGGAACGUAGAAGAGCUAUUGAGGGGCGAGGAGGAAGAGAAAAAGGGAGCGAAAGCAAAAAGAAAGAGUAAAAAGAAGAAAAAAGGAAGCAAGAAACCCGAAGAGAAAGAGAGCGAGGUGGAGGAAGUCUCUGAGAAUAGGGAAGCACAGGAGAUGGAAGAUAGUAGAGAAGCCUGCAGUAAGGAGAGAAAUAAGGAGCAAAAGAAUGAAAGCGGUAGAUGUUAUUAUAAGCUCCACAAAAGGACUCUUUUGUGGAGAGAAGAACCCGAGAAGAUCAAGAAGAAGUGGGAUAGUGGAACUGAAGAGAGGUGGAAAGGGAAGUCGAUUGGGGAGAUCAGGGAGCAGAAGGAAUUGCAUGAUAUAUCUGAAAUUUCACAGCUCCUCAAGAGUCAAGAUGCAAAUAACUUUUUCAUAUGCACAGGAGAGUAUAUGAAAAAUGGCAUAAAAAGAUGGAAAAUGGUAGCAAUUGCUGUACUUGAGACCAGAGACUGGAAGAAGUUGGGAGUGGUAGAGGUUGGUCUUUUCAAAGACAAAGACGAACAGAAUGUUAUUUUCCAUUUAAUGUUCAGACCUACAGAUUUAGGAAGGGCUGGAGCAGUUGUGAGAUCUGCACUUGCGAAAGUAGAUAAUAUGGAGAAGGUAGAUGAUACAGACGACUCGCUAGAUAUAUCUGGAUUUACAUAUCCAAAAAACACACGGUCUGAAGUGGUGAGAGGCUUGAAUGAGUUUAGAGUAGUAUGGCGAAACCCUAAGAACACUGCUGAAGUGAUACGAAGUCUUACUGUUAUGUCUAGACCAGGAGGCAAUUAA